CCAGGCCCGUUCCCUUUGCUAGCAAGCAUGGAGUUUGCGGAGCUGAUCAAGACCCCUCGAGCGGACAACGUCGUCCUGCACCGCCCUUUCUACCUGGCAGUGGAGGGGACUCUGUGUUUGACUGGCCAUCAUCUCAUUUUUUCUUCACGGCGUCAAGAUAAUGCUGAGGAGCUGUGGCUGCUGCACUCCAACAUUGAUUCUAUUGAGAAAAGGUUUGUGGGCUCAUUAGGUACCAUCAUUAUAAAAUGCAAAGAUCUGCGAAUUAUUCAGCUGGAUAUACCUGGAAUGGAGGAGUGCUUGAACAUUGCUAGUUCUAUUGAGGCACUUUCCACUUUGGAUUCUGUCACUCUCAUGUAUCCCUUCUUCUACCGGCCCAUGUUUGAAAUCAUUGAAGAUGGCUGGCGCUCUUUUCUGCCUGAUCAAGAGUUUGAGCUCCUCAGUUCAGUGACAGAUGAAUGGCGUCUCAGCUGCAUCAAUAAGGAAUUCUCUGUCUGUCCCUCCUACCCUCCAGUUGUCAUUGUCCCCAAAUCCAUCGAUGAUGAAGCACUUCGGAAAGUUGCCAUGUUUCGCCAUGGCAGUCGCUUCCCAGUCCUCAGCUAUUAUCAUAAGAAGAACGGGAUGGUGAUGAUGCGAAGUAGCCAGCCUCUUACAGGUACGAAUGGGAGACGAUGUAAAGAAGAUGAGAAGCUCAUUAAUGCCACGCUACGGCCUGGCAAGCGUGGCUACAUCAUUGAUACGAGGUCCUUGAACGUUGCCCAGCAGGCCAGGGCCAAAGGAGGGGGCUUUGAACAAGAAGCGCACUAUCCCCAGUGGAGGAGGAUUCACAAAUGUAUCGAGAG
Messenger RNA from Balearica regulorum gibbericeps (East African grey crowned-crane), 839 nucleotides. The record is from RefSeq and is a predicted model, not a curated record. Lineage: Eukaryota; Metazoa; Chordata; Aves; Gruiformes; Gruidae.